AUGAUAACCUACUAAUUCUUAGAAGAAAAAUACUUAGAAAGUGCUAUUGAUUGCAUUCUUGAAACUAAAAUUUAAAAUGGGUCUGUCGGUGAGGCUAUGUAGCUAACUAGAGAAUUGCUAGAGUAAUCUACUAGAAGCAUGUUUUAAAAUUAGAAGAUCUAUGAAAACACAUACAUUGCAGUUGACCAAUCAAAAGAAAAUUUUGUUGCCGGAAUAGUAAUUUUUGUUGAGUUUUACGACUAUCUCGACUAUUUAAGUACUCCAUCAGAAGAUCCUUAACUAGAAAUGAGUAGAAUAGUCUUGCUCAAAGCUGCUGAAACUUAGAUUAAAUUUAACUACAACCCUGGUGAUUUCUUAGUAUAUAUGAGCUUUGGAGUAAGAAGAGGGUAUGAAAACUAAAAGAUAGGACAUUACAUUUUAUAUAAAUGCUACAAUCACGCUUUAACCAAAGGAUAUUGUUAUUUAGGAGGAUUAAUUUAUAAUCCCAAGAGUGGACAUAUUUGUCAAAAAUAUGGAGGUAAAAUCGUUGGAGUCUUAACCCUUCAAUAAAUGGCUAGCUUAAAUUAAAAUUUCACAAAAUUGCUAUAAAAUGAUAUCUAUUUUAUUAGACUUACAAUUUAAGAGAAUAUUUCUAAAUAGAAUAGUGAAGAAGUAUGUGAGUAGCCAAGACUUUGA
Messenger RNA from Tetrahymena thermophila SB210, 675 nucleotides. RefSeq lists its product as hypothetical. Lineage: Eukaryota; Ciliophora; Oligohymenophorea; Hymenostomatida; Tetrahymenidae. The record is from RefSeq and is a predicted model, not a curated record. The transcript has a single exon.